Panicum virgatum (switchgrass) is the source of this 1230-nucleotide messenger RNA. RefSeq lists its product as uncharacterized. Lineage: Eukaryota; Viridiplantae; Streptophyta; Magnoliopsida; Poales; Poaceae. The coding region runs from base 126 to 572 and encodes 148 amino acids. The record is from RefSeq and is a predicted model, not a curated record. The transcript is spliced from 2 exons.
AAUGGAAUCACAAAUUCCGAUUCCAGGCCCGGCCGGCACUCAGCCUGCCUGAGUGAGGCAGCGGCCGUCUCGCACGGUCCACACGCUCCCCAUUCCCCAAGCCGACGCCUCCACAAUCCAAAUCCAUGGCCGCCCUCCGCGCGUCCCCGCUCUUCCUCCCGCAGCCCCUCUCGCCGUCCUCCCGGUCCCGCCGUUGCGCCGCCUGCCGCGGGGUAGCCGCCGCGGCCAGGCCCGGCCCCGCUCCCUACAGGCCCGGCGUCCAUGGAGGCGGCGCCAAGAAGAGGCUUCUUGCGAGCAGGAGGAGGCCGGGAUGGGUGGGGCUGCCUUGCUGCCUGCCCGCGACGGAGGAGGGGGUUGCUGCGGCGGCCGCUGCUACUGAAGAGGAGGACGGGUACCUGGCGCGGGAGGCCGGGUGGGGCGUGCGGCGGAUGGGGCGGGUCGGGGAGGAGAUGCGGCGGGUGGCGCAGGUCCAGGCCGAGGCCUUCCACGUCCCCGUCGCCCUCUUCAACGACUUUUUCUUCGACUUCUUCAAAAUUAGGCCGAGGUGCUGUCGGCGCUCAUCUACAGGGUGAGGAACUCGCCGCCGGACAGGUGACUGACUCAUGCUCUUGCUAUCUGGGCUUCGAAUCAGUGGUUGCAGUGUUGAAAUCGUUGCGCUGUUUUCCUCUGCCUGCGGGUUCUGAAACAGGCAGUGCUUAACUUCAAUCUUUUGGGUUGGAUUAGGUUACCAUUAGUACAUCAAUCUGAAUCGAGUAGCAGGGGCGAAGCCACGUUAACCCACCCUGGUGCACAGGCACCAGGCUACAAAAAUGUUUUACGAGCUAUUAAACCGUAUCCCAACGUUUGUGCACCACCCCUGCGACAACCGUGUGCACCAGGCACCUGGCUCGGCCUUCUUGCAAGGGCACGAUUUAUCCAGUACUUCAUUAGUUAGUGAAGCAUCGAUGAGAAAGAGUAUAGUACUAGUACUGAGUCCGACCAAUCGACAAACAUGGCUUGGCUGCUAUAUAUGCUCCACGCUAGCACUGGCUUGCAGGCACUAGUUAUUCAAAAUCACCUAAACUAUUAUUAGUUGAUUACAUGGUGUGCGACAUCUGUCGAAAAAAAGCAUACCUAUUUCUAGUUGUUAUUUUAAUUUAAACUUGAAAUGAAGCUCAGAUCUGUUGGUAGCUUUUGUACGGUAUGGAAUAAGAUGCUUUCACAUUUGCAAACCUAAAGGACAAAAAAAAA